GAAUGUUUACGUAAAUUUAUUUCUGAUUUUAAAUUAACAUAAUCUGAAAAUGGAGAGGAAUAAAAGUAACCAUCGGAGAGUUGCCUCUGACAUUCGUGCUUCUAGUAUCUAUUCUUGCAAGGAAUGUGGUUGUACUUGUAAAACCUGCAGUUCAUCAAGUUUGGAUCUGCAUCAACAAAUAGAGGAGUUACAAAGCCAUCUGGUGAGAAGUAAUGGUCAUAUAUCACAGAUAGAACAUGAAUUAUUAGACAGUAAACAAGUGGCUGAUUGGGAGUUAUUAAAAGUUACAGAUGAAUUUAAUAAACUACGUGAUAGAUAUGAUAGGUUAUUAGACAGUCAUAAAAGAAUGCAGAAAGUGAAUCAUGAAUUAGAGGAUAAACUCUUGAAAGUUGUAAAUAAAUUUGAAGGAGAGAAAACAGAAUUACAGCGUGAACUGGCCUCUUCUACAUCCAAAUUAGUUGAUGCUAAACUCACUAUUUGUGAUCUUGAGGAAGAAAAUGACCGUUAUAGAACAGAUUGCAAUAUGGCAGUACAAUUGCUACAGUGUAAACCCUCCAAUUUUAUAGCUCAUAAGCUAGACUACCUUCCAGUUGACUUACAAGAUCGUGUCAAAAAACAUUUAUCAAGUGAACAAAAAAUAAAUAUGGAGAACUCUUCAGCCAAAGAAAAGGAGUCAAAAUUAAUACGUGUUCCUAUAGCAACCUUUCCUCCAACAGCAAUGGUGUAUUCUGUGAAUAAUCAUCAAAAUAAAAAUGACGUUGAAAACGGACUUGACAAACCAGUCUAUGGUGAAACAGUGCCAAUGACGUUAAUCGCAAAAGUUUUAACUCAGCCAGAACCGAAGUACAAAUCUCAACGGACCUAUAUUUGUUGGAAGUGUAAACACGAUGUUGUGAAAAAUGACAAAGAAAUUCAAGUGAACAUGGUGAAUUAUAAAGAUUCAGAGAGUUCACGAAGUCGUAGGCCUAGUGGAGUACAUAGAGCUAGGUUAGAUUCUACAGAGACUGAGAUAUAG
This is a messenger RNA of Lottia gigantea (owl limpet), 1015 nucleotides long. RefSeq lists its product as hypothetical. The record is from RefSeq and is a predicted model, not a curated record. The transcript is spliced from 8 exons. The coding region runs from base 50 to 1015 and encodes 321 amino acids. NCBI's taxonomy places the organism in Eukaryota, Metazoa, Mollusca, Gastropoda, Lottiidae.